This is a messenger RNA of Stomoxys calcitrans (stable fly), 1726 nucleotides long. It is a transcript of the gene SCCRO, whose product is annotated as DCN1-like protein. Gene Ontology annotation, molecular function: cullin family protein binding; ubiquitin conjugating enzyme binding; ubiquitin-like protein binding. The transcript is spliced from 4 exons. The coding region runs from base 132 to 1004 and encodes 290 amino acids. Lineage: Eukaryota; Metazoa; Arthropoda; Insecta; Diptera; Muscidae. The record is from RefSeq and is a predicted model, not a curated record. Gene Ontology annotation, biological process: protein neddylation; positive regulation of ubiquitin-protein transferase activity. Gene Ontology annotation, cellular component: ubiquitin ligase complex.
AAUAACCGAUUAGUCGAAAAUCGACUUUAGAUCUCUAGGACAUGCAAAACAAAUAAAAAAUUAAGAAAAAAAAAUAAUUCUUUUGCAGUGAAAAAUCGUAAAGCCGAAUAACCUUUUUACUCCUCAGAAAGAUGAAUAAAUUGAAGACGACACAAAAGGAUAAGGUGAAAAAGUUUAUAUCUCUAACGCAGACCGGAGAACAAACAGCUAUUUAUUGUUUGCAACAAAAUGAUUGGAAGUUGGACUUGGCCAGCGAUAACUAUUUCCAAAAUCCCGAGUACUACUAUCGAGAAUUAAAUGUUAAGAAAAUUGAUUCACUAUUUUCUCGCUAUCGGGAUCCAAAUGACACUCAAAAAAUUAGUUCGGAAGGUGUAAUACGUUUCCUAGACGAUUUAGAAUUGAGUCCAGAUUCAAAAUUGGUUCUAAUAAUAGCAUGGAAAUUCCAUGCAGAAGUUCAGUGUGAAUUUACCCGCGAGGAGUUUGUUAAUGGUAUGAGUGAGUUGGGUGUCGAUAGUGUGGAUAAACUAAAAGCCAAGUUACCAAUGCUCGAGAUGGAACUGAAUGACUUGGGUAAAUUUAAAGAUUUUUAUCAGUUCACUUUUAAUUAUGCUAAGGAUCCCGGCCAAAAAGGCAUUGAUUUGGACAUGGCCAUUGCAUAUUGGACUAUUGUGCUGAGUGGGCGUUUCAAGUUUCUAGAAUUGUGGUGCAAGUUUUUAAAGGAAAAACAUAAACGUUCGAUACCAAAGGAUACAUGGAAUCUAUUACUUGAUUUUGCCACACAUAUUGAUGACAAUAUGAGCAACUAUGACUCUGAGGGAGCGUGGCCUGUGCUAAUUGAUGAUUUUGUCGAAUGGUGCCAAGAAAAUGGACAGCUCUUACAUUACCUGCAGCAAACAAAUCAAUCUCUGACGUCCGUACCACCUCAACAGCAGCAACAAUCGAGUCAGCAAAAGAACAUAUCCAAUAGCUUUCACACAUCCGCGCACAGUAUGAACUAUGGCUAACGUUUGUUGGUCACCGAAACAUAAAUAAAUGGCCGAAGGAAACCUAAAUAAUAAACAGAACUCAUAUUUUAAAUUAUUUUUACUAACAAAGGAAAUAAUGUAAUUUUUUGCUUUUAUUCAGAUUUGAGAAAGAGAGAGAGUAACAAACAACAACAAAAGAAAAGAAAAAUAAACAAAACAAAGCAGGAAGAAAAAGUAAUAAGAUGUGAAACCAACUCCCCCCAUAUAAGAAAUAACAUCAACAUCAAAUACUACGUCUAAUGAAUUGUAAUAAUGUAACGUAACAUAAUGAAAUUAAAAUAAUUAAAAUAUGUAUUUAGUAAACCGCAACGUGUCAUUGGAUGCGUUUAAAAAAAAAUUAUAAUUAAUACACGGCAAAGAAUUGAAAUAUGUAAUGAGAAAAUAUUCUACUUUCUCUAUCUUUUUUCUCACCUAUCUAUCUAUACUUCCACUCUACUUCCUUGGCAUUGAGGAAGAUUUCUUGUUUGUAUUUUUUACCAUUAGCCCACUUUUCUUUUUUUUACAACCUCUACUAAUUUUUCUACAAUAUUUUUUAAAGAUCUUUUCGCUAAACUAUCUACACCACCACCACCAACUAUUGUUUUAAGUGCUUUAGAUUUAAUAAUACAAAGAAAAAACUAAUUUUUGCUUUCCUGUAUGUAUAAAUAAAUCAUGAAUAGUUUUUAAACAAUAAAUAAUGCUAAUUCAUUAUCAAGUGAAAA